Manihot esculenta (cassava) is the source of this 1021-nucleotide messenger RNA. RefSeq names its product cytochrome c oxidase subunit 5b-1, mitochondrial. The transcript has 6 exons. Bases 193 to 690 code for a protein of 165 amino acids. The record is from RefSeq and is a predicted model, not a curated record. Gene Ontology annotation, cellular component: mitochondrial envelope. Lineage: Eukaryota; Viridiplantae; Streptophyta; Magnoliopsida; Malpighiales; Euphorbiaceae. Gene Ontology annotation, biological process: mitochondrial electron transport, cytochrome c to oxygen.
GUGCACUCCACAGCUCAACGCACUGGGACUGAAACCCCAUUUUGGCCGUUCUCCCCAUUUCCCAUUUUCCAUGAAAUUAUUGUUCUCUAUAGACUGAGAACGCUAGAGACCAGAUAGAAGCCUGAGAUACAGACAGGGUGUGACCUUCGAUCACAAGAGAACACAGAAUCUGAAUCCACCAAAACGACGACGAUGUGGAGAAGAUCACUCUCUUCACAGCUCAAAACCCUAGCCUCCUCUAACCUAUCUGCUUCCGCCGCCAUCCGAUUCGCACGCUCUAAUCGGUCCUUCAUUUCCCCAUCGCCUUCCGCUUCUCUCUUCCAUCGAUACUUCAGUGCCGAUUCAGAUGGUUCUGUGAAAAAGAGGGUUGAGGAUGUAAUGCCUAUUGCUACUGGACACGAGCGGGAGGAGCUUGAAGCUGCACUUCAGGGGAAGGAUGUUCUUGAAAUUAACCAUCCUGUUGGUCCUUUUGGCACAAAGGAAGCCCCGGCAGUUGUCAAGUCAUACUAUGACAAGAGGAUUGUGGGUUGCCCUGGAGGUGAAGGAGAGGAUGAGCAUGAUGUUGUCUGGUUUUGGUUGGAGAAAGGCAAGCCUCAUGAAUGUCCAGUUUGCUCACAGUACUUCGUGCUGGAAGUAGUGGGACCUGGUGGACCUCCGGAUGGACAUGGCGAUGAUGAAGAUCAUCACUAAUUACAGCAUUUCAAUUUUCCUCUCGGAAUAAGAUUCAGGAAGAUGACAAUUUCCAAUAUACAUGCAGCAUUGAAGUUCAGAAGCUUAAUGUCUUGUUCGCUUGUUCUUGAUUAGUCCUUUCAUCUCUUGUGGCUGUUGCUUUUUCAACUGAUAUGGAUGGUAUCUCUUUCUUUUGUGGUGAUGUGGACACAGAUCUGUCAUCUGUUGAAACCAUGGAUUUUUGUUAGGUUUCCUUUAAUGCAUUGCCAAAUAAUUGAUGGCUACAGUUCCAUUAUUUCGUGAAAAUUCUUGAUGUUUGCAUGAAAGGAAAUCAUAGUACUUUUUAACUUCA